CGCAAAUCGCAAUCGUAGGGAACAGAAAGAAUGCACGGGUGUGAACAGGGGAGGAGGGAGAGACUUCCCUGAGACCCUGAAUGCUGCUGUGCUGUCUUACCUGAUUCCCAUUCCCUUCCACCGCCGCCGCCUUAAUGGAGGAGAAGCUUCGCGAAGUAUGGCGAAGAAGCUAGCGGCGGCGGCGGCGCCGCCCUUAUCCGUGCGCCACGCCUUGUGGUUAGGGUGGAAGCUGGUGAUCGCUGCGUCUUUCGUUCUCUGUAUCUUAGCUUUCCUUAGGCUCCAGCGCUACUCCCUCUCCGAUUCCGACCUCAUCCCUGCUCCAGAAACCAUACUUUCAGUUUCCCGUAACUAUAAACCUUCCAACCACAACUUUUCCGGCAAUCCCAAGGUAGCUUUCCUGUUCCUAGCUCGGAGAAAUUUGCCUCUGGAUUUUCUUUGGAGAAGCUUCUUCCAGGAUGCUGAUUCUGCCAAUUUCUCUAUAUAUAUACACUCGGAGCCAGGGUUUGCAUUUGAUAAGUCUACUACAAGUUCCCCUUUCUUUUACAACCGGCAGCUGAAAAAUAGCAUUAAGGUAGCUUGGGGAGAAUCAAGCAUGAUCGAAGCAGAGAGGUUAUUACUUAAUGCAGCUCUUGAAGAUCCAGCAAAUCAAAGAUUUGUUCUGUUAUCGGAAAGCUGUGUCCCUUUAUACAACUUCAGCUAUGUAUACACAUAUUUGAUGGGUUCUCCAAGGAGUUUCGUGGACAGUUUUUUGGAUGAAAGUGAAAAAGAAAAAGAAAGCCGCUACAACCCGAGGAUGAUACCGUAUAUACCAAGGAGCAAAUGGCGGAAAGGAUCACAAUGGAUCAGUUUAAUUCGAAAACAUGCGGUCGUUGUUGCAGAUGAUGAAGUUGUAUUACCAGUUUUCAAGAAGUUUUGCAAGAGGCGUCCACCGAUAGAGGCCAGUCUGAGGAAUCCGAAUCUUAACCUUCAAAAGCAGCAUAACUGUAUCCCCGAUGAACACUAUGUGCCGACAUUACUUGAAAUGCAUGGACUCGGAGGUGAACUGGAACGCAGAACCGUGACUUACACGGUAUGGAACCAAUCUUCAAACAAUAUGGAAAAAGGCGGCUGGCAUCCUAUGAGAUUCACUUAUGCCGAUGCAGGACCCGAAAAAAUUAAAAGAAUAAAGGCCAUCCGCAAUGUAUACUACAAAACCGAGGACAGAACAGAGUGGUGCAGUAAUAACUCCACGCUCGUCCCCUGCUUUCUCUUCGCUCGGAAAUUCUCCCGAGCAGCAGCAAUGCGCCUUCUGAGUGAAGUAGGGGGGGCUCGGUUUGAUGUCUCUGCUCUCAUGGAUCCACCGACGUGAUUUCAUCCAUGCUCUACAUAUCAACCAACUGUGCAUUCUCAUCUCCCGAAGCCCAACGAGGUGAUUCCCGUGACCCUGACAUAGAUAAACCGAUGACAUUUUAGCUCGACUGAUGCUAGGCUCACAUCGUUCGUACGAUUCGUACAAUUUGAACUGCAUCUUCUUCUCUUGUGUGGAAUCAACAUGAGGUUGUUAUUAUGGCUAUAUAGAUUCUAGAAUCUACUUUCAAAUGUAUCAGACAGAAUUUUAAGGAAAAAAAGAGAACAUCUACAGAUCAUUGAGAGACAUGGUUGUGUCUCCACCAAGAGCAGCUUGGACACUUUCAAUGCUGGCAGCUAUGAGGUUGUCUUUCCAGCCUUUCUGUCGAGCCCGAAGCUCCCACAUGGCGGUAACCCGUCUUUGCGCCUCCAGUGCUGCCUCGGCUUUCUCCCGGGCCUCCUCGCAGGUUUCCAUCCCGGAAGUGCACUUGUCUGCCUCUUUCUGAUACUGGGAAGUCAGCUUCUUUGCCUCCAAAAGUGCCUCAUCUGCUUUCUGCUGUAUUUCUUGAACUUCACUUUCCCUUAGCUCAAGCUCCUCCACCAAAAUAGUUGUCAUAUUCCUCUCUGACCCAUCUCUCAGCUCCGGAUCAUGCUCCAUGCAAUCUACCCAAAAAAAUAAAAAUUUGCGUUUAUUUCAAUUCUCUGUUUUCAUUUUCUCAGUUAAUAACAGACUCGACUCUCAACUCGCC
Ipomoea nil (Japanese morning glory) is the source of this 2075-nucleotide messenger RNA. RefSeq lists its product as uncharacterized. The record is from RefSeq and is a predicted model, not a curated record. Bases 158 to 1348 code for a protein of 396 amino acids. Gene Ontology annotation, molecular function: glycosyltransferase activity. Gene Ontology annotation, cellular component: membrane. The transcript is spliced from 11 exons. NCBI's taxonomy places the organism in Eukaryota, Viridiplantae, Streptophyta, Magnoliopsida, Solanales, Convolvulaceae.